Molecule: messenger RNA, 820 nt
Organism: Megalops cyprinoides (Indo-Pacific tarpon)
Lineage: Eukaryota; Metazoa; Chordata; Actinopteri; Elopiformes; Megalopidae
Gene: nupr1b
Product: nuclear protein 1b
Exons: 3
Coding region: 236-460 (74 amino acids)
Biological process (GO): negative regulation of cell population proliferation; regulation of transcription by RNA polymerase II; negative regulation of cell cycle
Cellular component (GO): nucleus
Source: RefSeq, a predicted model, not a curated record
GAAGUCGUGGGUCGUUAAGUGGACAGAAACAACCUUUACAGUAGUUAAGCUGUUUUUAAUAAGCGAGGGCUUUGACAUCUCGUCGUUUAAAUAAGAUAACGUCAGUACGUUAAAGUUAGUGGCUGUUAAUUUCUUUGAAGGUAAAAUAUUCUAUUCAGUGUCUUUUGUUUCUGGAGAAUUUUUUUUUUUACAUUUGUUUAUAGCCAGCUAAGUUUGAAAAAGGGGAACUAACAAAAUGAGUUUUGUGGAAGUGAAGAAUAUGGAGCCUACCACUUUCGAACACCGUUACUACGACGAAUAUGAGUAUUACAACCUAACUGACCGUUAUUGCGGCGGAGCCAGUCGCAAGGGAAGGACAAAACGUGAAGCCUGUUGCAACACAAAUAGACCCAACCCUGCGGGCCACGAGAGAAAGAUUGCAGAGAAACUGCGCAAUGCAGAGAGAAGAUCCAAGAAGUGAGGUUGGACCCAGGAAAAGUGUGUAUCGGACAGCUAACCCUGGCAAUGAACCACAGCCUUCUCGGCAACGGAAAGAGAUGGGUCAACGUCACAGCAAGGCCAAAGGCUGAAGAAACAAAUACCAGUCUUGGCAAAUGAAUGGGACACAAAUGGAGAAGAACUGGCUCCCUACAUUUAACAAAUCUGGGAAAGCCCAGUCAGUCUAGGCAGAGGAGAGAGGGGCAAGAUGUAUUGUAAAGUCAAUUUGAGUGUUACACUCUGCACUGGGUUUUUGAUGACUGUAGCUCAGUGUACAGCAUAGUAUCAGUGUGAGAUGCUGAAGUGUGAUUGUAAAUACUGACAGCCUAGAAGAGGAUUUUGU